GUUAUUAGCACUACUUCAUAUGAAGUUCAUAAUGUUGUGCUCUGUUAGAAAUUUGUAAAUGAACGCUACCACAAUUUUUGUUUAUGAACUGUAGCAGACAUGCACUUGGUAAAUUAUUUAAGCAUAGAAGGAUUUUAUCACUAAUUGGUCGAAUAUUUUCCAAUGGGAUUUUUAAUACAAAAUAUGUUAUCCUUGAGCUGAGGGUAUGUUGUUGUGGAAUUUCACUAGGUAUGUUGUUGUUGAGGGUCUAUCGGAAACAACCUCUCUACUUUUAAGGUAGGGGUAAAGUUGCGUACACAUUACCUCCCCAAACCCCAUUUGUGGGAUUACACUGGGUAUGUUCUUGGGAUUUGUAAUACAGUGUCAUCAUUUUUGCAGUUAUCACUUUUUGCUUUAGUUUCAUGUAUCUGAAGUUCUGAGCCAACUUUUGUAGUCUCAUUGUUUAUCCUUUCCUCUCCUUCUCUUCUUUUUAUUUUCUUUGGUUUUGUCUUGAAAGUCAAAAUGAUUAUUAAUCACAUCCGGACUGUUCACUUGAGUUCUACUAUAGUUUUUGCUCUAAAUGUUUAGGUCUGCUUUAGUUUUAAUGCUUGUUCAACUUAUUGCUCGGUUUCUGGUUUGGUAUUCUAUUCUACUUUUUUUGGGCAAAAAGGUAAAACAAUUUAUGUGGAGCAUAGCUUUUUGUGGUAGACACUGAACAAAGAUCUGAUAUAACAAUUUGUACUAAGAGCAGUGUGCUGUUGCCUUGAUGGAAUAAAAAUAUUAUUUAACAAGAAAUGGGCAUGGAAUGUAUUGCUUUUGGCUGCAUAGUAGGAGGCUUGGCUUUGGGUUGAAAUUAUCUCUUUCUCACCUUCCUAUCAAUACCACACGUAGCACUUUUCUCUCCCCAACUUCAGUCAGUGUGGCUGAGUGUACACGAAGUAGACUGAGCAUAUUAAAGUUAAUCUAUCAUGCAUCUAUGGUUCAGAAAGAUUCCCUAUCAUCAGGCUUUGCUGUUUCAUCCGAAGGAGAAGACUCAUAUAAGCUGUACUAUGCCAAAAAUGGCUCGGCAGAGAUGUUCCAAUUCAUGAGAUGUAAUGCAAGAAAACUAAGUGCUGAUAUGUCCAAUGAGCAAGUUUUGACUGACGACUUUCAAGAAGAGAAUUAUUCCAACAUGGACAAGGGUUUUAACAGCAAGGAUGGUAAGGAAAAGGAAGUAGAAAGAAGAAGAAAGAUUGGAUUAGCAAACAGUGGAAAAGUGCCAUGGAACAAAGGCAGGAAACACAGUCCAGAGACUCGUGAAAAGAUCAGACAGAGAACCAAAGAAGCUUUGAGUGAUCCCAAGGUAAGACGAAAGAUGUCUGAAUGUCCACGCUCUCUUAGCAAUCAGACCAAGAUAAGAAUACGCGCAUCUCUCAGAAAGCUCUGGGGUGAACGAUUACAAUGGAAAAGGUCAAAGGAGAAAUUUUUUCAGUCAUGGGCUGAAAGCAUUGCAAAUGCUGCUAAGGUAGGUGGGAGCGACCAAGAAGAAUUAGAAUGGGACAGCUACGACAACAUCAAAAGAGAGAUAGCUCUCAAACAGCUUCAGUUGUCUGCAGAAAAGGCUAAGGCAAAAGAAAUGACACGCAUACGAGCUGAGAGAGCAGCACAGAGAAAGACGGAAAAGAUGCAGAGGCUUGCUCAAAGGAGAAAAGAACGAGAAGAAAAGCAAAAAGUUGAAGGAAAAAUGAAGAGACCAAGAAGACGGUCAAAGCAAGAGAAAGAAGAGUUGGCUGUUGCUGAAGAAUUGAAACUCAAGGCGAAAUUAGUGAAGAUUCAGAAGAAGAAGUCCACACUCAGUCAUGUUUGUAGAGAACAUCGUCGAGCUUGGGAAAAACUCGAUGUAUCAUUCAUAAAGAGACCUCAAGUACAAAAACCAGUUUCACUUGCAGAUCAGAUUCGUUCUGCCAAGAAGAGAACAGAGGAUGUGAAUGGAAAAGCCUUUAGUAUUGCAUCCUCUGAAUCUCAAUCUAUUGAAGUAUCUGCAGAGGCCAGAUUUUUCACAGUAGAAACAAAAUGACAAAGAACUAUUUUCUCCAAUCAUUCACUAGCAUUAGCAUAUGAGAAUGUCUGGACAACUUUGCCCCGUCUUCUUCGGGAGCUCUCUGUCCUUGGUCAUUCUGGGGAUCUGAAGCUCAAUGUAAUGGCUCUCACUCAUCUGUCAGAGAGAACACAUGUUAGAAUUUUCAAUUCCAGGAUUAACAUAAGCUACCUGUAGAAAAAGAAAUGGGAAAAGGAAAAGCAAAAAAAUGGAUUGCCAACCAUCUGUUCUCAAGUCGCAUUUGCUGAUGAAUUUGUUCAAGUUGAAAUUAAUUCAUUUUCAGUGUUGCAUUCAGCAAUCUUUCAUUGUAUAUCAACCUGCUCAUAUGAAAAAUAUUAUUUCUUUUCGAUGAUGCCAAAAGGGGGAAGAUUGACUUGUAUUUGAUUUGAGAAUAUGUGACAUGAUGAUCAUUGAUGAAGAAAGAACCUGGCUCCCUAAACUACUUGCCCUGAAUCAGGAUAGAUCUGCCAGCAUUAGUUGUGCCUGCUGAAACUGCAACUAAGAAAUGAUAGUCCAUGCAAUUUAACAAGA
Solanum dulcamara is the source of this 2587-nucleotide messenger RNA. RefSeq names its product stress response protein NST1. Bases 785 to 2035 code for a protein of 416 amino acids. The record is from RefSeq and is a predicted model, not a curated record. Gene Ontology annotation, molecular function: DNA binding. Lineage: Eukaryota; Viridiplantae; Streptophyta; Magnoliopsida; Solanales; Solanaceae. The transcript is spliced from 6 exons.